CCCAUUACUAAAUAACCAAACAAACUUCUUCCUCCUUCACUAAACUUAGUAGACAUGACCACCAACGACGAUAACCCUAUUCUAACAUACGUCAUAAAGACAAUAAUAAUCAUCUUCUUCGCCGUCAUUUUAGUGGUUCUCCUCCAUCUCUUCGCCCGUUGGUAUCUCCGCCGUGCUCGUACACGUCAUCUCCGCCUUCGUAGUCGUAAUCGCCGCCGCGCUAUUAUGGCUUUCUUCACAGCUGAUGCUUCCACUUCACGUGGACUUGAUCCGAAUGUCAUAAAAUCACUCCCUAUUUUUAUUUUUUCAGACAAGACACAUAAAGAUCCUAUCGAAUGCGCAGUUUGUUUGUCAGAGUUCGAACAUAACGAGUCUGGUCGGGUUUUGCCUAACUGUAAACAUACGUUUCAUGUUGAUUGUAUUGACAUGUGGUUCCAUUCUCAUCUCACUUGUCCUAUUUGUCGAUCUCUCGUUGAACCUCUCGCCGGAAUUGAAUUAACGGCGGCGGCGGCGGAGGAGCAAGUUGUGAUUGAGAUCGAUUCUGACCCGGUUUUGGUAAUUGAACCGGGUUCGAGCUCACCAAAUGGGUCUGGAUCUUCUCCGACGCCGACGGAUGAUUCCGGGAGGAAACCGGCGGAGGUUGAGAUUCCGAGGAGGAACUUCAGCGAGAUAGAAGACGAGUUGACUCGGAGAGACUCGCCGGUGAGUCGGAUGUUAUCUUUCAGUAGGAUGUUGAGUAGAGAUAGAAGAAACGCUUCGUCUCCUAUCGCCGGAGCUACGCCGCGGGGAGUAGAGGAGACUCGGUGACUUGCCACGUGGUAGCGUGCGAUUGGCUUCCAGCGAAUCAAUAUCAACCGUCUAUAUAUAUGAUUAGAUUAGAUUAGAUAGGAUUGUGUUUGACGAUGUACAAAGUCAAGUCGUCUCCACGUAUUGAAUACAAAUUUUACAUUUUAAUACCACCAAUUCAAUUCAAUGGUCAUAUAAUUUUAUAAUUGUCAU
Messenger RNA from Capsella rubella, 999 nucleotides. RefSeq names its product RING-H2 finger protein ATL2. The coding region runs from base 55 to 807 and encodes 250 amino acids. NCBI's taxonomy places the organism in Eukaryota, Viridiplantae, Streptophyta, Magnoliopsida, Brassicales, Brassicaceae. The record is from RefSeq and is a predicted model, not a curated record. The transcript has a single exon.